Messenger RNA from Acomys russatus (golden spiny mouse), 5639 nucleotides. RefSeq names its product unc-13 homolog B (gene Unc13b). Gene Ontology annotation, molecular function: diacylglycerol binding; calmodulin binding; syntaxin-1 binding. Lineage: Eukaryota; Metazoa; Chordata; Mammalia; Rodentia; Muridae. The transcript has 41 exons. The record is from RefSeq and is a predicted model, not a curated record. Gene Ontology annotation, biological process: synaptic vesicle maturation; dense core granule priming; synaptic transmission, glutamatergic. Gene Ontology annotation, cellular component: terminal bouton; synaptic vesicle membrane; presynaptic membrane. Bases 100 to 4965 code for a protein of 1621 amino acids.
GAGGCAGCGCGGCACCUGCUGAGAGAGGAAAAGCGAGAGGGAGCGGCCCGGCUGAGGGGCAGCGGCGACGGAGGAGGCUCGUCCGCGCGCGCCUCGGCCAUGUCGCUGCUCUGCGUGCGUGUUAAAAGAGCCAAGUUCCAGGGUUCACCAGAUAAAUUCAACACAUACGUGACCCUGAAAGUCCAGAACGUGAAGAGCACAACUGUAGCAGUCCGUGGUGACCAGCCUUCCUGGGAGCAAGAUUUCAUGUUUGAGAUCAGCCGUCUGGACCUUGGCCUAAGUGUGGAGGUGUGGAACAAAGGGCUGAUAUGGGACACGAUGGUGGGCACUGUGUGGAUCGCACUGAAGAGCAUUCGCCAGUCAGAGGAGGAGGGACCUGGGGAGUGGUCCACACUGGAAGCGGAGACACUAAUGAAAGAUGACGAGAUCUGUGGAACUAAAAACCCAACUCCUCACAAAAUUCUGCUUGAUGCACGAUUCGAGUUGCCAUUUGACAUCCCAGAGGAGGAAGCCAGAUAUUGGACCUACAAAUUGGAGCAAAUCAAUGCCUUUGCAGAUGAUAAUGAGUAUUCUAGUCAAGAAGAAAGCCAGAGGAAGCCGCUGCCCACUGCUGCCGCCCAGUGUUGUCACUGGACCUAUUUGGGCUGGGGAGAGCAUCAGGCCUUUGAAGACCCCGAUAGUGCCGUUGAUGACCGGGACAGUGACUACCGCAGUGAGACCAGCAAUAGCAUCCCUCCUCCUUACCACACAACUUCCCAGCCCAACGCUUCUGCGCACCAGUUCCCUGUGCCAAUGCGGUUGCCGCAGCAGCUGUUUGUUCACGGCAGCUCCCGGGACUCCUGCAAUGAUUCUAUGCAGAGUUACGACCUUGACUAUCCAGAACGCCGGGCCCUCAGCCCUACCAGCAGCAGUAGGUAUGGCUCCUCCUGUAACGUGAGCCAAGGAAGCUCCCUGCUCAGUGAACUAGAUCAGUGCCAUGAGCAAGAUGGUGACCGCCGGGAGAGGGACUCCAUGCAUUCUAGCCACAGCUAUGGAAGCCUCUCCAGAGAUGGCCAGGCUGCCCUGGGGGAACAAGAAAAGGCCUUGGAAGGAACAUGUGAGUCAGAGAAAGGGAAAACCGGUGAACCCAAGGAACUGAGAGUCGAUGCCACCAUCUACCCCCCUCCAGAUCUGGUGCUACCCAAGGACCACACCCUAGGACCCCAGGAGAGUGUUCCCGAGGAGAAUGCAUCUUCACCGUUUACCCAAGCCAGAGCACACUGGAUCCGAGCAGUUACCAAGGUCCGACUCCAGUUGCAGGAGAUUCCAGAUGAUGGUGACCCUUCUUUGCCCCAGUGGCUCCCAGAAGGGCCAGCUGGAGGCCUCUAUGGCAUUGACAGCAUGCCAGAUCUACGAAGAAAGAAGCCACUGCCACUUGUCAGUGACCUGUCUCUGGUCCAGUCUCGGAAAGCAGGAAUUACUUCUGCGAUGGCUACACGUACUUCUCUCAAGGAUGAAGAACUUAAAUCACAUGUAUAUAAGAAAACUCUUCAGGCCUUAAUCUACCCCAUCUCCUGUACCACGCCCCACAACUUUGAGGUCUGGUCUGCCACGACACCUACCUACUGCUACGAGUGUGAAGGCUUGCUCUGGGGCCUUGCCCGGCAAGGCAUGCGCUGCAGCGAGUGUGGAGUCAAGUGCCAUGAGAAAUGCCAGGACCUGCUCAACGCUGAUUGCCUACAACGGGCUGCUGAGAAGAGCUCUAAACAUGGAGCCGAGGACCGCACACAGAACAUCAUCAUGGCCCUGAAGGACCGCAUGAAGAUCCGAGAACGGAACAAGCCAGAAAUCUUUGAGGUCAUCCGGGACGUCUUCACGGUGAGCAAAGUUGCUCACGUGCAGCAGAUGAAAGCAGUGAAGCAGAGCGUCCUGGAUGGCACCUCCAAAUGGUCAGCCAAAAUUACCAUCACUGUGGUUUGUGCCCAGGGCCUACAAGCCAAAGACAAGACGGGAUCCAGCGACCCAUACGUGACUGUGCAAGUCGGCAAAACCAAGAAGCGCACCAAGACCAUUUUUGGAAAUUUGAAUCCUGUUUGGGAGGAGAAGUUCCAUUUUGAGUGCCACAACUCCUCUGACCGGAUUAAGGUGCGCGUGUGGGAUGAGGACGAUGACAUCAAGUCCAGAGUGAAGCAGCGGCUAAAGCGAGAGUCGGAUGACUUCCUGGGCCAGACCAUCAUCGAGGUUCGGACCCUGAGUGGAGAGAUGGAUGUCUGGUACAAUCUGGAGAAGAGAACAGACAAGUCAGCUGUCUCAGGAGCUAUCCGGCUACAGAUCAGCGUGGAGAUCAAGGGGGAGGAGAAGGUGGCCCCAUACCACGUGCAGUACACAUGCCUCCAUGAGAACCUUUUCCAUUACCUCACAGACAUUCAGGGCAGUGGAGGAGUCUGGAUCCCAGAGGCCCGGGGUGAUGACGCGUGGAAGGUGUACUUUGAUGAGACAGCCCAAGAAAUUGUGGAUGAAUUUGCCAUGCGCUAUGGCAUCGAGUCCAUAUAUCAGGCCAUGACGCACUUUGCAUGCUUGUCAUCCAAGUACAUGUGUCCUGGCGUGCCAGCAGUGAUGAGCACCUUGCUGGCCAACAUCAAUGCCUAUUAUGCUCACACAACUGCCUCCACCAAUGUCUCUGCGUCUGACCGGUUUGCGGCCUCCAACUUUGGUAAAGAGAGAUUUGUAAAACUGCUGGACCAGCUACACAACUCACUGAGGAUAGACCUCUCUACAUACAGGAAUAACUUUCCUGCUGGGAGCCCCGAGCGGCUUCAGGAUUUAAAAUCGACAGUGGACUUGCUGACCAGCAUUACGUUCUUCAGGAUGAAGGUGCAGGAACUGCAGAGCCCCCCAAGAGCCAGCCAGGUGGUAAAGGAUUGUGUGAAAGCCUGCUUGAACUCGACAUAUGAAUAUAUCUUCAACAAUUGCCAUGACCUCUACAGUCGCCAGUACCAGCUGCAGGAACAACCUGUGGAGGAACCAGGACCCAGUAUUCGGAACUUGGAUUUCUGGCCCAAACUUAUCACACUCAUCGUGUCAAUCAUAGAGGAGGAUAAGAAUUCCUACGCACCUGUUCUGAACCAGUUUCCUCAAGAGUUGAAUUUAGGGAAAGUCAGUGCAGAAGUGAUGUGGCAUCUGUUUGCUCAAGACAUGAAAUAUGCAUUGGAGGAACAUGAGAAAGACCGGCUGUGUAAGAGCGCUGACUACAUGAACCUGCACUUCAAGGUGAAGUGGCUCCACAAUGAAUACGUGCGGGAUCUGCCCGCGCCCCAGGGCCAGGCGCCCGAGUACCCAACGUGGUUUGAGCAGUUUGUACUGCAGUGGCUGGAUGAGAAUGAAGAUGUGUCCCUAGAAUUCCUGCGUGGGGCCCUGGAACGAGAUAAGAAGGACGGGUUCCAGCAGACAUCCGAGCAUGCACUCUUUUCCUGUUCUGUGGUGGACGUCUUUACACAACUCAACCAGAGCUUUGAAAUCAUCCGGAAGUUGGAAUGCCCAGACCCUAGCAUCCUUGCCCACUACAUGAGAAGGUUUGCUAAGACCAUCGGGAAAGUGCUGAUGCAGUAUGCAGACAUCUUAUCAAAGGACUUCCCAGCUUACUGCACAAAGGAGAAGCUGCCCUGCAUCCUCAUGAACAACAUGCAGCAGCUGCGGGUCCAGCUGGAGAAGAUGUUUGAGGCCAUGGGAGGCAGAGAGCUGGACUCUGAAGCUGCAGACAGUCUGAAGGAGCUGCAGGUGAAACUGAACACGGUUCUGGAUGAGCUCAGCAUGGUAUUUGGAAACAGCUUCCAGGUACGGAUUGAUGAAUGUGUUGGACAAAUGGCUGAGAUCCUGGGUCAAGUCCGGGGCACGGGGAAUGCAUCCCCCAACGCCAGGGCCUCGGUGGCUCAGGAUGCAGAUAGUGUGCUGCGACCCCUCAUGGAUUUCUUGGAUGGCAACCUCACGCUCUUUGCCACUGUGUGUGAGAAGACGGUUCUGAAGCGAGUCCUGAAGGAGCUCUGGCGGGUGGUGAUGAACACCAUGGAGCGGGUGAUCGUCCUGCCCCCACUCACUGACCACACAGGCACCCAGCUGAUCCUAACUGCUGCCAAGGAGCUGAGCCAGCUUUCCAAACUAAAGGACCAUAUGGUACGAGAGGAAACACGGAAUCUAACUCCAAAGCAGUGUGCCGUCCUCGACCUGGCCUUGGACACCAUCAAGCAAUACUUCCAUGCAGGAGGCAAUGGUCUGAAGAAAACCUUCCUGGAGAAGAGCCCAGACCUGCAGUCUCUACGUUACGCCCUGUCUCUGUACACACAGACCACAGACACUCUCAUCAAGACAUUUGUGCGUUCCCAAACAGCCCAGGUACAUGAUGGCAAAGGUGUUAGGUUCACUGCUAAUGAGGACGUUCGGCCAGAAAAGGGGGCUGGUGUGGAUGAUCCUGUGGGAGAAGUCUCCAUUCAGGUGGACUUAUUUACACAUCCCGGCACUGGGGAGCACAAGGUCACGGUGAAAGUGGUAGCAGCCAACGACCUCAAGUGGCAGACAGCGGGUAUGUUCCGGCCUUUUGUGGAAGUGACCAUGGUUGGCCCACACCAAAGUGAUAAGAAGAGGAAAUUCACAACUAAGUCUAAAAGCAACAACUGGACACCAAAGUACAAUGAGACAUUUCACUUCCUUCUGGGGAAUGAAGAGGGUCCAGAGGCCUAUGAAUUGCAGAUCUGUGUGAAGGACUACUGCUUUGCCCGGGAGGAUCGUGUGAUAGGCCUGGCAGUGAUGCCUCUGAGGGAUGUGGCAGCCAAGGGCAGCUGUGCCUGCUGGUGCCCUUUGGGCCGGAAGGUCCACACGGACGAGACAGGCAUGACCAUUCUCCGGAUUCUGUCUCAGAGAAGCAAUGACGAGGUAGCCCGGGAGUUCGUGAAGCUCAAAUCAGAGUCUCGUUCCACGGAGGAAGGAAGUUGAGCAUCUCUGGUGUGUGCCAUCCAGAUAGCACCAACUGCACAGACCAGUCAUGGAGAGACAGCUGUGUAGCCAGCUUAGAGAUCCUGUAGUCAAAAGGCUGGCUCUCCCUUUAAGGAGAACAGAACCGUGGGGGUAGUAAGACUGUGGCUUUUCAGAGAAGUCCUGAAUCCCCGGCCAGUAGGUCUGUGGUGCUAGAAGCAGGGCUGUGGGAGCUCCUUCAUGGAGAGAUUGUCCACAAAUAGAGAGGCACAGGCGUUUCCAGGAAUGUUAGCUCUUCCUGAAGACAACUGUCCACCUCACUUCCCACUGGACCCUUGUCUAACCCACACUUGGCCCAGUCAGACACUAUGUGCUCAUCAUUAGAAGAACAUGCUUGGAAGGCCGGGUGCUUACACCUAGAUGACUCCGUGGAGACUGGCCAGAGCAGGAACGCACGGAGUGGAAAUCACUGUCACUUGAGCAGCAGGACUGGUUUGUGUGGGUCCAGAGAGAACGCGGCUUGGAAACUGAACAAGAUACCUCCUGCAAAGGCGCUGAGCUGCUUCCUUUGCUCAGAUUAUCUGUCACAAGUCAAAGCAGGCUCACGUGGUGCUUUGGAGUCCUGAGCAGAGUAUUUGGAAUCCAAGCACCCGGGGUCUCACCAGCCCAGAGUACUCCCAGCUCUCUCCUGCUGU